This is a messenger RNA of Uloborus diversus, 3576 nucleotides long. RefSeq names its product sushi, von Willebrand factor type A, EGF and pentraxin domain-containing protein 1-like. The coding region runs from base 7 to 3576 and encodes 1189 amino acids. Lineage: Eukaryota; Metazoa; Arthropoda; Arachnida; Araneae; Uloboridae. The transcript is spliced from 18 exons. The record is from RefSeq and is a predicted model, not a curated record.
UAUCACAUGGCUUCUCACAAGGAUUUAUUGAAGAUCGUUCUUUUUGUCUUUACUUUGUGGCAACUGUUAAGUGCCGAAGAGGUAGUGACAGAGCCUUUUAUUCCGGAAUACGAUGGAGAAAACAUAGUGCCUGUUGAUCCAGAAGGUUGCCCAAGAAAUCGUGAAGAAGCAGCUUCCAAGGGUAGACAGUGUCUUCGAAAGUGUGGUUCUGAUGACGACUGUAUCAGUUCAAGAAAGCGGUGCCUCUGUGAUGGACUAUGUGGCUGGUCCUGCAUAAGACCAGAUCUACAUUGCGCUGAGCUGGGAACCAUGGAGAAUGGCCACCAUAAACUUCAAGGAGACCAUUUUGGAGCUCGGGUAAUGUAUUUCUGUGAGGAUUCAUACUGGAUGUCUGGUCCAAAGGAACGAGUUUGUCAAGGAGAUGGCACUUGGAGUGAUCAUAGUCCAGAAUGCCGACAAAAAGCUAUGUGUGGAAUACCACCUCAAGUUCCUCAUGCUCGUCAUAAUGCUUCCGAAACUGCCUUAGAGUUCGACGUUGAUGAGGUUGUGCAUUACAACUGCUAUCAAGGGUACGAUCCACACGGAUAUUCUAAAGCUAAAUGUUUAUUUUUCAACGGUACAACGCAAUGGUAUGGAUUGGAUCUUCGAUGCAUUCCACGUUCCUGCGACCAUCCGGGUGAAAUAGAGAACGGCCGCCGCGAGGGGGACAUCUUCACCUUCACCAGUCGCGUCACAUACCACUGUGACCCCGGAUACGAAUUGGUGGGGCGGGCCAACCGUUAUUGCCAGUCGAAAGGAGAGUGGAGCGGAGUUUUGCCUUCAUGCCGACCCGUACAGUGUUUGCAGCCCAAGGAUGUUAACAAUGGCCGCGUGGUAUAUUCGGCUAUGACAUACAAAUCUGUAGCCCGGUAUGAGUGCCUUUUUGGGUACAGAUUGGUGGGACCAACAACAAGAAUAUGCGAGACGAACAAGCAAUGGGAAGGAGAAGAGCCUUAUUGCGAAGAAAUCAAAUGUGGCAGCCCCGGCAUCCUACACAAUGGCUAUGUGAAGGGGUCCAGCACACGUUUCUCUUCUGUGAUUUAUUUCAGCUGCCUGGAGAACAUGACCUUUGUCGGGGAAUCUGCUUCCACGACAUGCCAACACGACGGGACGUGGAGCCAUUCUGUGCCUAAGUGCAUGGCCCCAUGUUCGGUUCCCGCCAUCGACCAUGGAAGGGUGACGAAUUAUUCUCCAGAUGCAAAAGUAGGGCAUGGAAAGCAUAUCACUGUCGACUGCAUAGCGCAGUAUGAGCUUCGAUACAACACAACUCCAGCGACAUGUAACAAUGGAUCUUGGACACAUAUUCCUACUUGCAUACCAGCCAGAUGUAAAACAUUGCCCAAGAGACCAAGAUCUGGUAUGGUAAUCGCACCCAAGACAGACCAUGGAAUGAAAGCCUUAUUCCGGUGCAAAGAUGGCUACAAACUAAUUGGACCUAACGUUACUGAAUGUAAAUUCGGUAGGUGGACUGCAGAUACGCCUGUUUGCAAUGAAACUUAUUGCCCAUAUCCAGGAUUACUCGAAAAUGGCCGCAUUCUUCUUGUUGGGCACAUGGGAAUGUAUGAUUAUAGACCCUACGUGAAGAAGAUCACCAACAAUCGGCAAAUCAUGUACGAGUGCGAAAGACACUUUACCCUGGUGGAAGGACCCCCGGGGGCCACUUGCGUUGAUGGAAGAUGGAGUCCCCAGGAGAAGCCAAAAUGCAUUCGUGGCUCGCAUCCCCAAGUGAGAUGGGAUCGUUCUGUGCGGGAAAAGAGAGAAGUUGCCAUCAGAAAACAGAGAAGACUGGAUAUGACGAGAAACAAAUGGAAGAAAAGGAGUAAAAGGAAGAACAAAGGUAUAUGCAAACCUGUUGAGUCUACACCCUGGAUGGACGUCACUGUUGUUAAGAAAGGCCGAGGACCCAACUUGAUGGCAUCGAGGGGUGCUGUCAUUCGCGUCACGUGCGGAUGGGGAUAUUCCCUAAACAUUGGUAACAAAACGGCCAGAUGUGCUGCAGGAAGAUGGAGGCCUAAGAAGCCAGAAUGUGUCACGAGACCAUGUGAGCUUCUACCUAUAUCCCAUGGAACUUAUUUAGAUGGUUACAGACCUGGACUAACCAUAUCCCACGGUUCAACCAUACGAUACAGCUGUGAUAAUGAUUACGCUAAAGCAGUCUCCGAUCCAGUGCAAUGUUUAGAAGGGAAAUUGCAGCCGAAUAUCCCCAAGUGUCUGGCAGUAGCUUCGAGAAAAAGCGAAUUUGGAUCGUCAACUGCUCAACUUGUCAUGACUCAAAUCGACUCAACAUUGUCUGAGACGUCAACAUCAACCUCCUCUGACCUUUGCACCUUACCAGAAAGGCUCCAUAAUACUUUACUGUACAGAGGAAGUACUUUCAUUGAACCACCUAACUCAAAAGGAAUGCAAUCUACUGCCAGUUUAAAGAGAGACAAUCUGCCGAGUGGUAGUGGUGGGGCAAAUCGCUACUUUCCUAAUGAAACAGAAGUUCUUUUUAAGUGUCUCUCUGCAUACAGUGGAAAGAAGACAACUUGGAAAAUAGUUUGUCAGGAUGGAGUUUGGGUUGGAAGACCUCAUAACUGUGAUACAAAGAUUCAUUCUCCAGCGUCCGAUCACAACCGAAAUAAAUCUUGCAUCUUCCGGAGACCAAAUCCAGACGUAGUUGCUUUUGUAAAGGACAAAAAGUUAAAUGUGGACAUAUCUAAGUUUCCCCCGGGGACGGAGAUCAUUUACAGAUGCACUGACAUUGGCAAGUUCUUAUUUGAAGGCAGCACUCGAAGGCGUUGUGUGGCUGGACAAUGGACAGGCUCUGAUCCAGUUUGCCUGGGAUUAUCACAAGAAUACGAUUACGCCCUAGAAAAAGCACCAACAAUUCUUUUUCGGAAUCAAAUCGGCCAGAUUGCCCAGAGCAACGACGGCAAGCUCAUUGUAUAUCCUGGAACUGUUUUGCAUUUGGAGUGUCUCUGGAUCCGAAAAUACGGAACACCGCAUUGGGAAGUGAGCCAUAAAAACAGAAAAUAUCCCGAAGGCUGGACAAGUGAGCCUGGCAGGGAUUCGCAAUUGGAAUACAGGUUAUCAAUAUAUCAUGCAAAAACUGAAGAUUCUGGUUUGUUUACGUGUGUUACUCCAAUGGGACAUCAACAUGCAGUUGAAAUAGUUGUUUCAGCUGUUCACUGCCAACCAAUACCAGAAAUAGGUGGUUUGAUACUCAGCACUUCAGUGACGAAGAUGAAUGUAAAAGUUGUGUUUUCUUGUGAACCAGGCCGCAAAUUAAAAGGAUACGAGCAAGCAACGUGCUUACCCUCUGGCCAAUGGUCAGCAAGAGCACCAAUUUGUCAGAAAGUUCCACUGUGUCCUUAUCCUGGUUCCACCAAAGGUGCAACUAUAUCAAACGUGAAAUUUUAUUACGAAAUUUCUGAAACUAUUGUUUUUGGUUGCAAAGAUGGCUACAAAAUCCAAGGGAGAACUGUUUUGCAGUGCCUUGACGGAGGAAGAUGGUCUGGAACGAUCCCCACCUGUCAUCCCUUGAAGAAAGGUUAA